Molecule: messenger RNA, 591 nt
Organism: Trichomonas vaginalis G3
Lineage: Eukaryota; Parabasalia; Trichomonadida; Trichomonadidae
Product: DNA/RNA polymerases family
Exons: 1
Coding region: 1-591 (196 amino acids)
Source: RefSeq, a predicted model, not a curated record
AUGAGGUUUGUCCAAUAUAUUCCGACUGGAAUUCCAAACGAAGAUGGUGAGUUCCCGGGAAGGAACUAUACAGUUGGAAAAGUCAUACAACAACUGUAUGAUAUUAGGAAAGCUUCAAACCCCAAACUUGCAAUGACACUCAAAUUGCUUAUGAAUUCGACAUGGGGAUAUUCCAUUAAGAAACCUCAAGAGAUGAAGAGUAAACAUUAUGAGAAGGUCGACAACUUUGUUGAAAGGUUUUCUCCUUUUGUUUUGAAGUACGAAUUCACUCAAGGUCAAAGUGGCUUAGUAACCACAUUAAAACCUAUUGUCGAACAUUGGUCUUACCCUCAGUUCGCAAAAGCAGUCCUUGACGAGUACAACAAAUUCUUCUCCGAAGUCAAAUCCAAAGUCAAGGUUUACUAUGAGAACAUUGACGCACUCAUGACGAACGAAGAAGGAUACAACAAACUCAUUGAAAUGGGUAUGGUCAGUGAAAAGAUGGGCUGUUUUAAGCUAGAUAAGGUAUUUUCCGAAGUUCAUGUAAUAUCGAAAAGGAAAUAUUGGGGCAUACUUGAAGACGGCACAGAAAUAAAACAUUGCAUAAAAUAA